Messenger RNA from Didymodactylos carnosus, 1023 nucleotides. The record is from the annotation of a GenBank genome assembly. Lineage: Eukaryota; Metazoa; Rotifera; Eurotatoria; Philodinida; Philodinidae.
AUGCUCUCUGUUUUUAGGAGCGGCUCGUUUGGCUCAAUAAUUUUACUUAUUUUAUAUUUUCCAACAGCUGCUAGUAACUAUUUCUUUAUAUAUGCUCCAGCUGUCGUUGAUGGGAUUCCAAAGAAUGCCAGAGGUCCUCUAAUACCUGACAAAGGUUAUCUUGUUCAACACAUCCGUGGUGGUGUAUACUGGGUAGUAGGCCAAGCAUUUCAAACAAUGUUCCUGGUAUCAACUGAAGGUGUGAUAGUAGUUGAUGCUCCUCCUGCAAUUGGCAAAGACUACCUCAAAGCCAUAUUGGAAGUAACCGACAAGCCGGUUACACAUGUACUAUACAGUCAUGAGCAUUUGGAUCAUAUUGGUAGCAGUGGAAUGUUUCCAAAGGGUGCCGUUUAUAUUGCAAGAAAACGUGUUGCCGAUAUUCUAUCCACUGCUAAAGCUUCAGCAACAGUUGGUUCAUCACUACCACCCAUACCAACCAAAACGUUCAAGAAGAAACUAUCACUGACAGUUGGAAACCAAACCUUCGAAAUGGCCUACCACGGACUGAAUCACUCGCCUGGAAACACCUUUAUAUACCUGCCAAAACAAAAGGUGCUCAUGUUUGUUGAUGUUGUAUAUCCUGGAUGGUUUCCAUUCGACGAAUUAGGUUAUGCAGAAGAUGUUUAUGGUUUUAUCAAAGUUCAUGAUACUAUCCUAAAGUACAACUUCCAGACAUUUGUCGGCGGUCAUGUUACAAGAUUAGGUACAAGAAAAGAUGUUCUAGUUCAAAAACAAUACAUGUCUGACCUACUAAGUGCAGCUAAUGAAGCACUCAUUACACCAGAGGUAGUACACGCCAAUAAUGAUCCGUGGAAGGACAAAAAUGAAUAUAUCAAAAAUGUCACACAAGCUUGCGUAAACAUCAUGGUUAAAAAGAAGUGGACAGAAAAGCUUGGUGGUAGUUCGAUAUUGCCAUCAAAUUGCCAUAAGAUGACUACGACCGCAAGAAUUGAUCCGUUGCUCUCAGCUAGGUUACCCUCAUAA